Messenger RNA from Salmo salar (Atlantic salmon), 3999 nucleotides. RefSeq names its product guanine deaminase. Lineage: Eukaryota; Metazoa; Chordata; Actinopteri; Salmoniformes; Salmonidae. Gene Ontology annotation, biological process: guanine catabolic process. Gene Ontology annotation, molecular function: guanine deaminase activity; zinc ion binding. Gene Ontology annotation, cellular component: cytosol. The record is from RefSeq and is a predicted model, not a curated record.
GUGUGUAUCAAUAAUGAUCCACCACCCAAAGGACAUCAGCUAAAUUUACACCACUUUGGGAAGCAUUGGAGUCAAACAUAGGCCAGCAUCCCAAUGGCACGCUAUCGACACCUUGUCCUGAAGAAUUGAGGCAGUUCUGAGGGUAAGGGAGGUUAUUAUAUAUUAUUUCAGCUCUUUGCUUCCCUCUGUUGGCCAUGGUGGGACAUCGUCUCUCAGUUCUCUCACUUUCAGGUUAAGGCUAUGGGGACAUUGUGAGUCAUGCUAACUUGUUACCAUGCUGUUACCAGAAUUCAUUGAUGAUCUCAGAGAGGGUUUUAUUUAGUGCCUUUAGUAAUGCUCACAUGGGUUUGUUCUGCUUUUUCAAACACACGUAAUCGCAAACGCAUGAUCAAAAGUCCAGUGACAUGCUUUAUCUAACUUAAAGGGACAAACCCAAAUAACAAAACUGUUUCCUUACCUUGAAAGCAUAGUCUAAUAUGCAAAUGCAGUCCUUCUUUGAGCACAGUCUGCUUUAAAACUACAGUGACUAGUGUUAAUAUGAUUGUCUUUUCUGUCAUUUCAUUUGAAUAUGUUGGUUAAUUUACAUGACCUACUGGGCCAUACAUCAUUAGUAUCCUACCAAUCUCUUAAUAUUGCUUCAAAAUAUGGUUGAAACUAUACUUUUUUUUACAAGCAUGUUUAAGUAACCUAAAAUGUAUAGUUAUGACGGGGUUAGUCAUAUGAACUAAAUUCAUGAGGCAGUUAUAAGUGAUAUCCUUUUGAAACCAAGUGGCUAUCAUUGGGAUGUUUUUCAAAUUAUGUAGUUGGCAUUUAAUUAUUAACUUGACCAUUUAACGGGGUAUUCGAUGUCUUUAACACAUCAUUCGGUUCCCUUCCUAAGUCAUUGGAAAAGCUCCUUGGUCUUUGUGGUUGAUUAUGGGGGUAUAAGCCUAUUUAAAAACCAAACUUGACUAAUGAACUAAUUUAGGCGUCUGCAACAAAGGUGGUGAAUAUUAUUCAAUAUAUUUCUUUACCUCCCUCCCCUUUACAAUUUUGUUUAAAAAAAAUGUUGAGUCCCUGGGAGGGACGGAGGUAAGUCUAUAGUAUAUAGGCUAUACCUCACUCUCCUCUCACCUGUUACCAUGUCUACGCACACCUUGGAUAACACGUCUAGGCAAUUCCAAAAAUUGCUUACGGAGACUGGAGAGCGACACUAUGAUACGAAAAUGACUAAUGCAUCAUUGCUCAUGCAUAAUAACCUAAUUUGAUAAGCCUGCUAUAAGCUAAUAAUACAUUAAUGGCGUAAGUUUCAUUAUUUUACAACCAACACCAUUUAAACAAGACGUGUGCUUAACAACUUCUUGCGAUGUAAGCUAAAUAGUUGUAGGCUAGAUGUAGGAGUGUGUAAUAUCUUAAUAGCCUCAUUGUACAAUGAUUUGUUUAUUGUAAAGAGACUACAUCUUGGCGACCUGUCAACAAACGAAUGAGGGGAUUCUGCCCCGGGUGAUUCGCGUUAGCGUUGAUGGCAUUCGUUUUGUAACCGCCUUGCCUCCCGGGUGUGAACCAGGUGUCCCGUUUUGGACUGCGAAAUCGGCUCAAAACAAAAGUUCUGUAGAGUAUGUGUAGGAUUUUGGGUUCACAUGCAAAAUCGAUGGCUUUGGAUAACCACUUAAUCUGCCUUCCCAAUGAGAACUAGUUUGAAAAUGCUAUUAUAUAUUAUGGAAAUUAUAUAUACGUUUAUGAGAAGUUGCAUCAUGCUGUCUUGUUGACAACAUUUAACGAGUGGAGCAGAUUUGCCUAUACUGUUCGAUUUGAGACAGGUGCUCCUCCCUCACCGCUUUUAUCCGUUUAUGUCACGGGCCGUAGCCCGGUGCACUUAAUCAUGUCCCUCAAUAUGUGGAGAAAAAAACCCGCUAUGACUGUCCAUGCGGGCGCACGCUUAUUGGCUAGUCUCAUUGUGCCAACAGGUGGAGUCGCUCCUUGGUGCGCAGAUAACUGCCCACUAUCAUCGCCGAGUAUAAAACUUUGACGCGAUUCAUUUUAUUAUCAGACUGCUCGACCCUGCUCUUUGCCAUUUACCAAGAUGAUGAGCUCCAACGAAUCCGCUGCGGGAAUUGCGCACGUCUACAGGGGAACAUUUGUGCACGCCACCUAUCACACAGCCGUGGAAAUUCUGGAGGAUAGGCUACUGGGAGUGGACACCGAGGGGAAGAUUGCUUUCAUUGGGAGUGGGAAGGAAGUGGACCGUCUGUCACAGAAGUGGGGUUUUGAGGCUGUUACACAGCUUGGACAGCAUGAGUUCUUCAUGCCAGGGAUGGUGGACACCCACAUCCACGCAUCUCAGUACAGCUAUGCAGGCACAGCCCUUGACAUGCCCCUGCUACAGUGGCUCAACAUGUACACCUUCCCAGUGGAGGCCUGCUACAAAGACCUGGAGUUCGCCCGCAACGUCUACACCCAUGUUGUGAAAAGAACCCUGAGAAAUGGAACGACUACGGCCUGCUACUUUGCCACCAUACACACCGACGCUUCUCUCCUGUUGGGCCAAAUCGCAAACGAUUUUGGACAGCGUGCCCUUGUGGGCAAGGUGUGUAUGGACACAAACAACUUUAUCCCACAUUACAAAGAGACGCCAGAAGAGUCCGAAGGGGAAACUAACAGGUUCAUUGGUGAGCUCUUGAAGAAGAAGUACCCCCUUGUGAGGCCAGUGGUGACCCCGCGCUUCGCCCCAUCCUGCUCCGCCGCUUUGCUGGGCCACCUGGGAGAGAUCGCCCAGAACAACGACCUGCACAUCCAGAGUCACAUCAGUGAGACAAAGGAGGAGGUGAAUCUGGUGAAGGAGCUGUUCCCAGACUACGACUCCUACACAGAUGUCUACCACAGACACAACCUUCUCACAGACAAGACGGUGUUGGCUCAUGGUUGUCACCUGACCGAUGGAGAGCUGAAGCUGUUCAGGGAGACAGGGGCGUCCAUCGCUCACUGUCCCAAUUCCAACAUCUCGUUGUGCAGUGGUAUGCUAGAUGUCCGCAGGGUUUUGAACCACAAAGUAAAGCUAGGGCUUGGCACAGAUGUGGCAGGAGGAUACUCUCCUUCUAUGUUGGAUGCUGUGCGGAGAACACUGGACACCUCUAAAGCCUUGACCAUCCAGGACACCCAGUACCACACGCUCACAUUCGAGGAGGUCUUCAGACUGGCCACACUGGGAGGCAGCCAAGCCCUGUCCCUGGAUGAGAAUACAGGAAACUUUGAGGUGGGGAAAGACUUUGACGCUCUGCGGGUGAACACAGAUGCAGCAGGAGGACCCAUUGACCUCAUCAAUCACGAGGAGGGGCCUAAGGUGCUCCUGGAGAAGUUCUUGAAUUUGGGAGAUGAUCGUAAUAUUGUGGAGGUGUACGUGGCAGGGAAGCGAGUGGUCCCAUUCGUAGAGGGCCCAUAGAUCUGGGAUUUGUUGUUGGCUUGUCAUCUGUCCAUUUUCCAAUCCUCUACCAGUCUACCUGACUGCUUUUGUAACAGGAUAGGUGAUUGGAAAAUGUGUUCAACUGGAGGGAUUAUUACGAUGUGUGUUCAAUCAUCUAAUGUACUUACAUACAGUACAAUCCAAUAUUGCUGUUAAGUGAUACUUGCGAGAGCAGUGUGCAGGUUACGGUUUUCUUUGAAGUUGUCACAUUGUUUCUCAUGCACCUGCGUCUUUUUUUAAAUUUCUAAGUCAAGUAAAAUAUGUGUGUGUUUUUGAAUGCAUGUGUAGCUUUGUAUGUGUCCAGCUUAAAUUCUUCUUAAAUGUAAAACCCACGCAAUUUAGCUUUAGGAGACAUUCUAAUAUAUUGAGUCUAAUACAUGUAUAAUGUAUCCUUGUUGAUUAUGAUCAUUGACUGUAUUUAAAUCUUUAUGUACUUGGUUUUAUCCAAUGUUAUUGUGUCACUGCUGUUCUGUGCUACAGUGCUGAGUUUUGUAGCAAAAGCUACAAAGUAAAAAGGGAAAAGAUUUUAGAAAUAUUUUAUUAAAGAGUAUUUGCAAGAU